CGGCGAGGGCGGCGGGCGGCGAGCAGAGGCGCCCGAGUUCAUGCUGCAGCUGCAGCGGCGCGUGGCGCACCCGGACGGCGUGCUGCGCGCGCGCUCCGCCCUCCCGCACGGCGCGCACGUCGUGCGCAGCUUCUUCGAGCAAGAGCCCUUCGAGGAGCACGUGCUGCGCUUCAACGUGUCGCGGCUGCGCGCGGACGAGCGCGUGCUGGGCGCAGAGCUGCGCGUCUUUCGCCUGCGCCGCACCCGCGCGCCGCUGCUGGUGGAGGGCGGUCGCGGCGCGGGCGCGGGCGCCGACGAGCACCGGCUGCUGGGCGUGCAGGCGACGAGCGCGCGCGCGCCGCCGGCCUGGCACUCGUUCAACGUGGCGGCGGCGGUGCGCGCGUGGCUGGCGGGCGACGCGCCCAACCUGGGGCUGCUGGUGACGGCGUCGGCGCUGGACGGCGGCCCCGCCCACGCGCCGGCCUUCGCGCGCCGCCACCGCCACGCGCCGCGCCGCCAGCCGCUGCUCGUGCUCUACGACGCAGAGGGCCCCGCCGCGCCCCCGGACCCCAACGCAGGGCCUCCUGCGUUCUCGCCGCCCUCUGAGAACGAAGUGGACGCCGAGGACGAGGACGAGGAGGCCGAGUACGACGACGAGGAGUCCGCGGAGGGCGGCGCGGGCGAGGAGCGGCGGGGCGGGCGGGCGCGCCGCGCCGCGCCCUGGAGCGGGCCUCGCCGGCGGCGGCGGCGCCACGGCACCAGCCAGCAGCAGCAGCCAGCCGCCGCCGCCGCCGCCAACGCCACCGGCGACGGUGACGGCGGCGUGUGCGCGCGCCAGGACCUGUGGGUGGAGUUCGACGAGAUCGGCUGGAGCUCGUGGAUCAUCUCGCCGGCCGGCUACAACGCGUUCCAGUGCGCCGGCGCGUGCCCGUACCCGGUGGGGCCCGCGCUCAACCCCACCAACCACGCCACCGUGCAGAGCAUCGUGCACGCCUUGGGGCUGCAGGCACACGCGCGCGCGCCGUGCUGCGCGCCCGACCGCCUCGAGGGCCUCAGCCUGCUCUACACCAACGACCAGGGCGACGUCGUGCUCAAGAUCUACGAGGACAUGGUGGCCAGCACCUGCGCCUGCCACUAG
Messenger RNA from Gryllus bimaculatus (two-spotted cricket), 1117 nucleotides. NCBI's taxonomy places the organism in Eukaryota, Metazoa, Arthropoda, Insecta, Orthoptera, Gryllidae. The record is from the annotation of a GenBank genome assembly.